Misgurnus anguillicaudatus (oriental weatherfish) is the source of this 1697-nucleotide messenger RNA. RefSeq names its product probable E3 ubiquitin-protein ligase TRIML1. Gene Ontology annotation, molecular function: protein binding. The record is from RefSeq and is a predicted model, not a curated record. NCBI's taxonomy places the organism in Eukaryota, Metazoa, Chordata, Actinopteri, Cypriniformes, Cobitidae.
UCUUAUGUUUCUGCAUGAUGUUUCUGUAUGUAUAAUUUGUAAAUGUGUAGUUUCCGUUUCGUUUCUGUAUUCGCUACGCCCACUUGCGGUGGAACGAGUUUGCGCAGGUGCAGGUUAGAAAAUAAGGAGAAACAGUUUUCUUACGUGUUGCUGUCUUUCGUGGAUAAAACUUGUGGUGAAACGUUUUAGGAAAUACAAGUUAAAGGUUUAACAACUGUAAUAUUUGUAAUCGAUACAAAGGGAUACAAAGGGAUCUUUGUAUAUUUUUGUGUUUAUGUUUGGAUGAAAUCUUUUGACUUUUUGACUGACAUCUAUGAUGAAUAAGAACUAUUUUUCCUGCCACGAGUGAAGUUAAUCAAGGACUUCGCACCUACAGUAGAUAUUCUCUUAUUAAGGUCCAGCAGCAGGGAUUUAAUUUGAGCUGACCAAUAGACAGUCAUAUAGACAGACCAUAAGGAAGGUAAUAGUCAGGUCAUGAUUUUGCUGUCUAAUGGUGGAUAAAUGUGGAUUAUGGCUCACAGAGGACCAGUGCUCAGCAUUAAUGCACAGAUUAUUCCCAAAGGCUUUGUGUGAGCAACAUAAGGAUGUCCUUCACAGAUCCUCUGUCACACUGACAGUUUGGGGAGUUGACGCAAAGGCUCAGUUUAAGACAUGGAGCAACACAAUAUCCAGGAUCAUCUGAUUAGACAAAAGGAGUUGAUCAAAUAUAGACUAAAGAAACUGAAUGACAAGCAAAAUGAAAUCAAGUCAAAAUCCUUAGUGAUGAGAGAAAACACAAUGAAGAAGUAUAAAGAGAUGCAGAGAGUUCUGGAGGAGGACUGUAGGAUCACUUUAUCUCUGCUGGAGAUAGAGGAGACGGCUACAGUUCAUGCACUGGACGAUCUCAUUGAUACAAACUGUGUCCUUCUCAAAGACAUUGAAUUGCAACUAAAUCAAGGACUGAUGGACAAUGGCUUAAAGCCUGUUGAAAGGGUCACAAUGUUUGACAACAGGGUACAGGAACUGCUAAGAACGACAGACCCAGGUCUGGUAAAGCUUGAUGAGGCAAAAGCAGAUCAGCUACUGGGCCUAACCAACAAUCUACUGCUGUUUAUCCGUUCUCAGAUACCUAUUGCUAAGAGGUUGCUGAAGACCUAUUCCACAGAAGUGAUCUUAGAUCCCACCACUGCCCACCCAAAGCUGAUUAUUUCAUCUGCAGGGGACUGUGCCACUUUUACAGAUGUAUGGCAGGAUGUCCCCGAGGACAAGGGACGCUUUGACACCACCCUUAACGUCCUUAGCCUUCAGAGCUGGGACUCAGGUCGCCAUUAUUGGGAGAUCGAUGUUAGUGAGAAGUUAUACUGGGAGCUGGGUCUCACCUACCCUUCCAUCUCAAGAAAAGGUCAAAAGGAGGACUGCUGGUUAGGCCGACAUGCUGAUUCCUGGUGUCUGGAGUAUUUUGAUGGAGACUACAAUGCCUGGCAUGGAGGUACCGCCCAUCCUUUACCCAUUUCAACAUGCUUUCGGCGGAUAGGGAUUCUCUGCAGCUUUUAUGGAGGUCUGGUGACAUUUUUAGGAGUGGAUAGCAUGACACCACUGUACUCAUUCUGUACUGGAACAUUUACAGAUGCACUACAUUUGGCUCUGUGUCCAGGUCACGAUCUUCAGGGGACAAACUCGAAACCUAUUAAAAUCUGUCAAUCAUAACAUUUUUUAAA